GGCAGUUUAUCAGAGUGUAAUUAUCUGUAGAAACAGCUCUGGAGGCAGGUCUGGGUCCUAUCACAGUCGUUGCAGGCUUUUGGAAAUUACAACGGUGUUGUAUUGCUGAGACUCUGUGUGCUAUAGGAUAGUUUCAUGUUUAGUGAUCAAGGAAGUUUGGUGGCUGUUUUUUGAUAAAGCUUUUCCAUCUGCUGGAGGGAACGUGCAGUAGUGUUAGUCUAAAAUGGAAUUACUGGGUUUUUCCUUUUUUAAUCUGUUGUCCAGUGAGAUAUGGACUCUUGUGGUAUUUUUGUUUGUUUUCUUGUUGGUGUUUGAUGCUCUCCGUACUCGUGUUCCCAAGAACUUUCCACCUGGUCCCUUUCGUCUGCCAUUUGUCGGCAACCUGUUGCAGCUGAACCUAAAGGAACCUCAUAUCCAGUUCGGCAAGUUUGCAGAGAAGUAUGGAGACAUUUUUAGCCUGAGAGUUGGAAGCUCCUAUAUGGUUGUCAUAAAUGGUUUCAAUGCUUUUAAAGAGGCAAUCGUUCAUCAGACCGAUGUCUUUGCCGGACCUCCAGCAUUUCCAAUUUUUGAACAUGUUACCAAGGGCCACGGUAUACAAUUCUCCUACGGAGAACCAUGGAGAGAACAACGCAAGUUUGCACUAACAACAUUAAGAAGUUUUGGUUUUGGGCAAAAAUCUUUAGAAGCAAAAAUUCUGGAGGAGUGUAAAUGUCUACAUGAUGAAUUCAUGAAAGAGAAGGGACAACCAUUUAAUCCUCAAAUUAGGAUGAAUAUAUCAGUCACAAAUAUAAUCUGUUCAAUUGUUUUUGGAGAUCGUUAUGAAUACGAUGACAAUGCUUUACAAGAAAUCCAUGUUUUACUUGACAAAUUCGGAGAGAUUUUGGAGAGCAUGUGGAUUCAGCUAUACAAUGCAUCACCAAAUGUGGUGAAACAUCUUCCAGGCCCACAUAAUCAUUUAUUUGUUAUUUGGAAAAAGUUGGAGGACUAUAUACAGGAGAAAAUCCAGCAGCACCGAGAGAGCUGGAACCCAGCAGAACCAAGGGAUUUCAUUGACUGCUACUUGUCACAAAUUGAGAAGGCUACUCCCAACUCUAGCUUCCAUGACCAAAAUCUUCUGUAUUCAUCAUUGGAUCUUUUCUUUGCUGGAUCUGAGACAACGUCAACCACAUUGCGCUGGGCACUGCUGUACAUGGCAGGGUAUCCAGACAUUCAAGAAAAGGUCCAUGAUGAGAUUGAAAGUGUAAUUGGCCAACAAGAACCUAAGAUGGAUGAUCGGAACAUUCUUCCUUAUACCAAUGCAGUUAUUCAUGAAAUACAGAGAAAAGGGAACAUAGCUCCAUUCACUCUCACCAGAGAAACUACUCGUGAUACAACUGUGGGAAAGUACUUUAUACCAAAGGGCACACAAGUAAUUAUGAAUCUCUACUCGGUGUUGAUGGACAAAUCAGAAUGGGAGACACCUGAUGAAUUCAAUCCUGAACACUUCCUGGACAAAACUGGGAAAUUUGUUAGAAAGGAAGCAUUUGUGCCUUUCUCUGGAGGGAAACGCAACUGCAUGGGAGAACCACUGGCUAGAAUGGAAUUGUUCCUUUUCAUCACUUCAUUAAUUCAGAAGUUCAAAUUUGUUGUUCCUGAGGGCGUGAAGAUUAGCUUUGAUGGUGUAUUGAUGCUGACACAUGCCCCACGGCCGUAUAAGAUAUGUGCAAUUCCACGCUGAGCCAAGAGAGCAGUAGUAUCCAUGGGCUGAUCCUGCACUGUGCCUCCCAUGACAGCAUUCUGCCCCUUUCAUUGCAGCUCAGUGUCCUAUUUUCUUCUAAAUCAAUGUCUCUGGAAUAUUUCCCUUUAACAUAAUGUUUUUAGAAAAUUAUUUAAUUCUGACAUUUUGUGGACAUAAUAAGGCAGGCAAGCAAGCACUGUCGUCACCUCUCUAAAGAUAAAUAUUUCUGGGACAGUUGAUACUUGGUGCCACUCCUACCAAUCAAACCUAAUUUUACAUUAUUUUGUUCAGAACCUCUUGACCAUCUAUUGCUCUCUCUGUUCACCUUCCCAUCCAUUAUUGCUAACAUCAUCGGAAGGCAUAAGUCGGCUUACACACAGAUGCCCAUAACAAGGUGUAGUACCUAUAAUUAUUGGAGACACAAAGUAUGCAGGUGGUGGAACCUUAAGCAAAGAUUAAACUGCAAGAGGACCUCACCUGCCCAGGCAACUUCUGUGGAGGAAAAUUGAAUCCACAAUCAUAUUAUAACAUUAACUGAUCACUUGAAGGUCUUGUUUUAACUGUUGUGUGUAGAGCUGUAUUCUAACAUUCAUUGGAAAGAGAGUGCAGUAGGAUCUUUUGAAAAUGUGGUAUGAAGAUAAUUUUAAAGUUGUGAUGCAACAAUUUCUAAGGAGAGUAUACAUUAUAUUUCAAGUAUUUUCUGUGCAGGAAAGAACUGCAGAUGCUGGUUUAAAUCGAAGAUAGGCAUAAAAUGCUGGAGUAACUCAGUGGGACAGGCAGCAUCACUGGGGCGAAAGGAUGGGUGACGUUUCGGGUCAAGACCCGUCAUCAGACUGUCCCGCUGAGUUACUCCAGCAUUUUGUGUCGACCUUCAAGUAUUUUCUGCUGUAUGCAAUGAAUCCAAUGUCUGGCCUCCAGUUGUACACUUUGCAAUACAGAAUUCUGUUUUGAUAACCUUGAAAUGUAAAAUGUACCAGAUAUUGAUUAAAUGUUAAUAAUAAUUUCUGCAUUUGAACAUACCUAUGAUUUCAUUAUAAUCCCUGGAAUUUUGCCCAGAAUAUAUUUUGCAGCAAUUUGCUUAAAAGUCAAUCCUUUUUUUAUUCAAAUUUGCCAGCUCAUCUGGAUAUGUGUCAUAUUAGAAAUAUAUUUUUGUUAGCAUAUGUGACAGUGCCCCAUCCCUCAGAUGCUGCUCUGAUCCCCUUCACUGGCUGAUAGGAAAGUAAAGGCCCAAUCCCCAGCAUCAUUAGUAACAACAGGAUCUAAUUAGCUGGCAUCGGUAUGACCCUCCUGAAUCUUGCCAACCUACUCCUUAUAAAUUCCAGGAAUUCUACCCGGAGCGGGAGAAGGUGAGAGAAGCAGAAGAGAAAUAGGAAGAGAGAAUGGAGGGGGAGAGUGGGAGAGAAAGUGGGAUGUUUCCCUACUGGUUUGUGGAAGACUGAGCCACUGGGACAAACCCCAGACCACAGGCGCCACCAUGUGGUCACGACUGGGCUGCUGGGAAGAACCUCUAGGCAGCCAGCUCCUCUACUGAGGCUAAGGCUCAGUGACUGGGGCAAGCCUGAGACCAGUGCCUCUUUGUGCCCACAGACAAUGAGGGACUGCGCCCACACAUAGAACCAAAGAACAUCCAGAGACCGCCAGCACCGCCUCUGCAAGCUCCAAAGCUGAGUCACCAGGAUAAGCCUGGGACCGUCAGGGCCUCCUCUCGAGGCAAGGGUGAACUGCAGGGAGAAGCCUGAGAUCACCAUGCUUAUGCCUUUGAGGCCAGAACAGAGGUGCUGGGAUGAGCCUGAGAUCACCAUCUCCACUGUGCAUGCACCCUGAUGAUGAGGGGCAGCACCCUCAUGCGGUCCUGGACUUUAUUACCACUGUCAAUAAAACAUAUCACGUGAGUUCACCCCACUGCGAGUGUCGGUGUGGUCAAAUCCGAACCCGUCAUCAUCCCGAUGUCACACAUGUUUAAAAACUUGCAACUGAGAACAGUUGCAAAGUUCUGUGCAUAGGGUAGCAUCUAUGGAAUGGAAAAAAGAUACUUGGAUCAAAAAAUGUCAAUAAAGCUAAUAGUAUAUCCCUUUGUUGUAUAGAAAUUGGGCGCAGUCUCUGACCACAUCAAUGGGCAACAAAAUGUAUAUAUCAAAAAGUAUAUGUCCAAAAUGUUUCUCAAAUCUUCUUAAACAUUGAAUCUGGUUCUCCUUUCAAAUGGUUUGAAUGAUGUAAUGUUGCAAUUCUUACAGAUUAUACAUAACAGGGUGUGAAUUCUUAAAAGUGAAAUAACCUCUCCUACAUUAAAAAAAAAUCAUUUAAAUUCAGA
Molecule: messenger RNA, 4028 nt
Organism: Amblyraja radiata (thorny skate)
Lineage: Eukaryota; Metazoa; Chordata; Chondrichthyes; Rajiformes; Rajidae
Product: cytochrome P450 2J2
Exons: 9
Coding region: 224-1717 (497 amino acids)
Biological process (GO): xenobiotic metabolic process
Cellular component (GO): cytoplasm; intracellular membrane-bounded organelle
Molecular function (GO): oxidoreductase activity, acting on paired donors, with incorporation or reduction of molecular oxygen, reduced flavin or flavoprotein as one donor, and incorporation of one atom of oxygen; heme binding; iron ion binding
Source: RefSeq, a predicted model, not a curated record